This is a messenger RNA of Hemisphaericaspora subhashii, 2424 nucleotides long. Its product is annotated as leucine-rich repeat domain-containing protein. The record is from RefSeq and is a predicted model, not a curated record. The transcript has a single exon. NCBI's taxonomy places the organism in Eukaryota, Fungi, Ascomycota, Pichiomycetes, Serinales, Debaryomycetaceae. The coding region runs from base 1 to 2424 and encodes 807 amino acids. Gene Ontology annotation, molecular function: protein binding.
AUGGACCUUUGUAAAUUACCUAAAGAAAUUAUUCAACUUAUAAUUGAUUUCUUACCACGUGAUGAUUGGAAGAAAUUGGUUGAAUUAGACAAUUGGGUUGGUUCUUAUACUUUCAGGAAGUUUUAUGAAAAGAUAACCUUGGUUAAUGAUCCUUAUGCAUAUUCCUUAUCAACAUGUUAUACUGGUAUGCGAACACCCAAAGCUGAACCCUUUUUUGGUAAUAAAGUCAAUUCUGGGUGUGUAUUUGGUUCAAUGUAUGCAUUUUCCCAAUUCAUUGAGGAUUACCCUGAAUUUAUACCCGCAGAAAUUACAUUCCAUAGUUUACAAUUACUUAUAUCACUUUUAAUGACAAAUUUGACAUUCUUGCAAAAAGUAGAGAAAAUUAGGUUUAAUCAAGUGUAUGAACAGAGCCCACAGCUUGCAAGUACCUUAGCGCAAUUGUUUGCUAUGAUUCAGAAAUAUGAUUUGAAUUAUUAUAGUGAAGUAUUUGAUAGUGAAGUUGAUAGAUGGCUAGACAAUAUAAAAUUUCCUACCAGAAUACGAAAUAUCGAAGUUCCUGAGGGCACUAUAAUCGAUUUUGAGAAGUUUUUUAGGCAGCAUCCGAAUCUAGAUUCCUUGGUAACAAGAAAUCUCUAUCAAUGCGAUAAAGAUGUUUUUCCCGAAUCAUUAACAUACGUUGGGUAUGUAUUAUUUCCAGGAGUGAACACAACAGUUGAAUUACCACAAACAAUUAAGCACGUCAAGCUCAAAUGCCUAGAGGAUGCCCCGACAUUUUCUAAAGAUCUCGAUUUGGCAGCCAGUGAAGGAUUGGAAUCGUUGGCUAUCACAGGAUGUUGGAUUGAUGAGCCUAUUAGGUUGCCUGAAAAUUUGAAAUCCUUUAGGUAUGACGAAUGUUUAUGCAAUUGUCAUUUUAAUGAUUUAUUUGUGGGUCCAGAGCAUAUAACUAGAUUAGAUAUUCAUGGUUCUUUCGGAUUGACGCUUUAUUAUUCCUUGUUUUAUGAGGCAACGUUUCCUGAAACUUUGCAGGAAUUCUAUUUUGAGAAUACGAAUAUAAUACAGGUCAUGACUCCGGACAUGUGGGGGGAUAUUGAUAUGAGUGCUUGUGUUUUAGAACAUCCGUUUAUUAAGGAUGAUAAAGUAUUCAAAAUUGAUCAUCACUUCAAACUUCCGAAAAGUUUGAAAGUCUUGUACUUGCAUAGUCCCUUUACUACGAUUGAUUCAACUUGGAGAAUUCCUGAUAAUGUAAGCCGUUUAAGUUUGCUCUCAAUUCAAUACAUGAUGGAUUUUGCCAAUUUCCAUAUGCCGAAAGGAUUGAAAUACUUUUUCCUAGAGGCAAUUCAUGGUUUUACAUAUAAUGACGAAAGUACUAACUAUGUUUAUUUCCCUCAGGGAAUUGAAACAUUUGUAUAUUCCGGUUCACCCAUAAAGAGUCCCGACUCCAAUCUAUUGGAAUUGCCCAGCCUUAAGAAAAUAGUAUUUGGGAGCAAUCUUGUAUCUCCUAAUAUAAAAGACAGAGUAACAUUUGAUGGAAUUCCGCUUGGAGAGACUGAUUUUUCAAAAAUGACGAAUUUAGAAACAUUUGAAAUGAACAUCCAACCAAUAUUAGGCGAGCUAAAUAUGAAAUUUCCAAAUAACUUACAUAUCCUCAAAUUUGCAUUAUGUAAGAUUGACAGCAUAUCCCCCACAUUUCAAUUUCCUUCCAAUUUGAGGGAGCUUUCGUUUGAAUGUGUCAACUUUGAUCUUGAAAUGUUGAAUAGGUUACCUCAAACCUUAGAAAUAAUAGACUUUACGAAUUGUCGUUGCGCUGAAUCGGAUUUACUUGAUUUAAACUUACCCUAUUUAAUUCGAUUGAAUAUGAAUAAUUGUGAAUUGUCACAAAGCACGUUUGAGAAGCUAAAGCUCAAAAAAUUUUCGAGAUUGAAAGAAGUUUGUUUACUGAAUAACAAGUUUGAUAGGAUUGAUCUUUCCGCUUUUCCAGAAACAUUAACGAACUUAUCAUUAUUUAGAUGUACGGAAGUCGUGACUGCCAGUAGCGAAACUAAUCUUCCAAACUUACGUUUUCUUGAUAUCUCAAGCAAUCAAGUUGGAAUUAUAAAAGACCUGUCGGAACUAGAACCAAGAUUCCAUAUUCCUAGGAAGCUACACACUUUAUCAAUGAAAAAUUGUGGAAUUUCAAAUGCUGAAUUUGCAAUCUGGCCAAAGAAAUUGGGUAAGUUAUGUUUGGAGCUCAACAAAAUUGAUCCACAAGCAGUCCAUUCAUUGUGUAUGAAAUAUCAUUCAGUAGCACAAUUUGAGGGGAUUCAUGUGACUGAUUUCUUCCCCGGAUCUAAGUACGGAAUUUAUGCCAAUUUCAUAGCAAGUAGAGUUUUAUUUGUUCAGGAGUUCGGAGACGUGGCUGAGCCGGUACCUCGUAGACCAACAUAG